Messenger RNA from Lucilia sericata (common green bottle fly), 6478 nucleotides. RefSeq lists its product as uncharacterized. Gene Ontology annotation, molecular function: [heparan sulfate]-glucosamine 3-sulfotransferase activity. The record is from RefSeq and is a predicted model, not a curated record. Lineage: Eukaryota; Metazoa; Arthropoda; Insecta; Diptera; Calliphoridae.
ACUUCAAGCCACUGAAUCUAAGAUUAAGAAAAUCUAACCCACAAAGGAAAUGAGAAAUAAAAUGUUUAUAACUAACACGACAGUAAUGCUAAUUUAAAUUAAAAAUAAUUUAUCCAAAAACAACUUAAAACAUAUCAAAACAAUGUGCCAUAUUUAGAAAACUAAGUAUUAAACGAGAAACAACAACAAAUUAAAUUAUAUAACUACAACAAAUUAAGGUGUAUAAAACUUAAAUUAACAUUAUACUCAACAGCUAUUAAAGCAAAUCAAUUUUACACACACACAUUAACAAACAACGAGAGAAAAAGGAAAUAAUUGGAAAUGUAACAAAUAUAGAAAACGAACAGCAGCAGGAUAAAAUAAAUAUUAACAACAACAACAUAUAAGCUGUAACAUAAAAUUAGCAACAAAUAGAAACCGGAAAUUGUAAUUAGAAUUUAACAAAAAAAUAUAUAUAUAAAGUUAACAAAACAACAAAGAAACAGUGAAAAUUGCAGUUUUAGUAACCAGCAACAAAACGUUUUAUAAACAAAAUGAUGAUGUUGUUGUUGUUGAUGUUAAAUUCAAAACAAUUUCAUAGUUUAACAACGGCAGCAGCAAAAGCAAUGACAACAUUUUAAAAAAAGUAAAAAAAAAACACUACUACCGUUUGCUGUAGAAAACAGUCCUUGUUGCACUUAAAAACAAUCAACAUUGUUCAAUUUAGUUGUUGCCAUUUUACUUAAAGUCUUUUUUCCAGUUCUGGCCUUUUUUAACCAAUUGUUUGUAUUUGAACAUGCCGGACAUUCAAUAAUGCAAUUUUCUUGCAACCGGAAAUAGUUGACGGAAGUUUAUAACGGCCAUUGACAAGCCAUAACAAUAUUGUGGCUCUUGUAUUACGUUUUCGUUGCACUAACCAGUAUUGAUUCAAGCUACCAGCAACAACCCUCAGAAUUGCAACACCACCUCCAGUAUCACCAACACCACCACAAUAACUACUACUACUACAUCCUUGGCAUUUGUAUUUGGCAGUUAGCCUGUUAAUGUUAACAGGAAUAUGUUUGUUGGGGAGUGUCCUGUUGUCCUUGUAGAGGCAAGUGUUUUAAACCAAACAAUUUAAUCCUUUCAAGGUUAUUUCCUAAAAACAAAAUUUUAUUUGGCUUAUAUAACAUGUUGUUGUUUAUUCCGAACCUGAUGAUGACUGUAAUUUGUAACGGAAAUGCAAGUUUUGAAGAUCAUGUUACAAAUAUAAUUUAGCUAACAAGCGGAUAUUAAAUUUAGUCCUUGCACACAUACUCAAAUGUUUAAAUAAUAAUGUUAAACUAAAUAAAUUUGCAAAGAAAAAAAAAAAUGAAAAUUUUAUACAAAUAAAACAAAAACAAAAGAAAACCAUCCUAAAGACUUAAAAAAACCAAACCAAAAAGUGUAAAAAGUUCUUACGCAUCCAAGUUUUUUUUUCAUGUUAACAUUUAAAUUUUAAUUUACAUUUUCUUUGGAAAAGUUUUGCUAAACAUUUUCUCCGAAAAAAAAAGACGCGCUAAAAAGAAAAAACUUUUUUUAUUGCCUUUCUUUUGAAAAUUUGUCCAUCAUUUAAAACCUGAUGACUACUGCCAAAAGACGUACUGGCAAUAGUGCGACAUUUGUUGCCGACAGCAAUCAUCAUUACAGCUCAUUGGAUCAACAGCAGCAACACACAAACCAACAACAACAACUACAACAUCAUCAACAACAUCAUCAACAUCAUUUGCCACAUCAACAACAAUACUUUAAUCAAAAUCAUUAUAAUCAACAACAAAAUAAUCAUGAAAAUCAACGUUUGUUGCAACACGAGCCAAUCUCAACUUCCAACACAAAUACAACACAACGUCAUCAACAUCAUACUCAACAGUAUCCCAACUAUAACGCUACAGCGUGUAAUAGCAACGUCACACCAGCAUCCACGUCGACAUCUUCGUCAACAACUACAACAAGCUCAGCAGCCUCCAUUAUGCGAGGUGAAUGUUCGGUGAAAUUACCUCUGGAUAUUUUAUGGUUACCAAAAUCCGCCAUGAGGCCUGUUGGCCCUGAUGCCUCACAUACCGAUUGUAUAUUGGUUGUCGGUGUCUCCCGUCCCAAAUUAGCUGUAGUCUUUCUAACCGUCAUGUUGAUUUCAUUAUUUUUAACAUUUCACGUCUUGUAUGACAGUGCAGUCUAUAAUAUACAAGCGGCACAGGCUGUACACGAGCAUCAUCAUAAUCAUCAUCGUUUAGCCUUAAUGAGUUCAAACAGUAUUGCCAAUGGUGGUAGUGGUGGUGGUGGCGGAAGCAGUAGUAGUAGUGGUGGUGGUGGUGGUGGUAUUAGUAUGAAAAAUAUCAAUAACAAUCGCGCCAAUCAUUUGCCUGAGGAUUAUAGUGGUAUUGUUGGAGGAGGCGGUAUGCCAGGCAGUAGUACGAAUAAUAAGCAUAUGUCUGAUAUCUCAUCAUCCAAUCAACAGAUUAGUCAUCCCAUGGUGUUUCCAUCAAAUCGAGUACAUUUUCCAAAAACAAGUCGUCGUUUACCGCAGGCUCUUAUAAUUGGCAUACGAAAAUGUGGUACACGUGCCCUUUUGGAAAUGUUGUAUCUGCAUCCUCGCAUACAGAAGGCUGGUGGUGAAGUACAUUUUUUUGAUCGCGAUGAAAACUAUAUGAAAGGACUGGAAUGGUAUCGCAAAAAAAUGCCACAUUCAUUUCGUGGACAAAUAACAAUAGAAAAAAGUCCCAGUUAUUUUGUGUCGCCUGAGGUGCCAGAACGUGUACGAGCCAUGAAUGCCAGUAUUAAAUUGUUGCUGAUAGUAAGGGAACCGGUGACAAGAGCCAUUUCUGAUUACACUCAAUUACGAAGUCAUGCAGCAACAGCCACACUACCAUUAGCCAACGAACAGCAACAGCAGCCACAACCAACAAUAGCACCUUCAUCGUCGUCCUCAUCAUCUUCAUCGUCGUCAGCAAAUGCGGGUAAAGUGUCCUCACAUUCAAUGUUGUACAACAAAUUAAAUGCUGGUUACUCCUCAUCGCAAGUUUAUGACAAUUCAUUAGGCGGUGGAGGUGGUGGUCGUGGGAGUGGUAAUGGUAAUGUGUAUGGCUCUGGGGCAGGUGGAAUUAAAACAAAUUUUAAAAAUCCAUAUAACAGCCAUCGCCACUAUGAAACAACAACCGCUAGUCCACAAACAAAUAUGGCCAAUUCUGCAGCACAAAUUUUGUCCAAAUCCUUUGAGGAGCUGGCUAUAUUUCCAAAUGGUACUGUAAAUGAAUCCUAUCGUCCAUUAAGCAUAUCUAUGUACCAUUUACAUUUACAUCGUUGGUUGGAAGUCUUCCCACGUGAACAGAUCUUGAUUGUCAAUGGUGAUCGUUUAAUUGAUGAUCCUGUAUCCCAGCUAAAGAAGAUUGAGAGUUUUUUAGGCAUUGAACAUCGUAUUACCAGUAAUCAUUUCUACUUUAAUGAAACGAAAGGAUUCUACUGUUUACGCUAUGACAGCGGUGACCGUUGUUUGCGCGAAACAAAAGGACGUAAACAUCCUCAUGUUGAUCCGGUUGUCAUCUCCAAACUGCGUAAGUUUUUCGCAGAGCACAAUCAACGUUUCUACGAAUUGGUUGGAGAGGAUUUGGGUUGGCCCGAAGAGUAAAAGAAGGUAAGACAGACGGAUAGACAGACAGACAGGAUGUCUGCAUUAACAAAGGACGUGUGUUGUGUGUAAAGUAUGUGUAUAAAAUAAAUAAAAUUAUUUAAAAAAAAAGUAGUUAGCAAUUGGUGUGUGUAAACAAAUGAUAAUGAAGUCAUAAACUGUAGCAGCAACAACAGAAGACAACAUGAACAAAAUUAAAACAUUUUAACGAUUCCAGAAUAUUUGUAACUAUUAAAUUAAAAAAUCGUUGAAAAAAAAACACAAAUUAAAAUGGAAAACUGUAUGAAAAAAGCCCAAAACCAACAUAUGAAAAGUAAAUAUUAAAGAAACAAAAAAAUGGAAAAAUAAGCGCAGCAAUUAAGAAAACAAGGACUGAAAUGCAAAUAUAAAUACAAGUACACAGGUUUUUUUUUAAGUAUAUAAUUUUUUUCGUUAUAAUAAUACAUUUUUCCUACUUUUUGCUCGUAUACUUUAAUUUACUUGUGUUGAUUUAAAUUAUUAUUUAUGUUAAAUACCCUACACUGUGCAUUAGUUGUUAAAAAAGAUUUUUGCUACAAAUUAAAACUAAAAAAAAAGCUGAUAAGGCGAUUUACAUGUAAGUGAAGUUCAAGUGAAUUUAAUGUUCUAACCAGUAUCAUCAAGAUACUAUAUAUCGUCGGAAUCAUUUCGCUUUUUGGUCUCAGAUCACUAUCGCUCUUUAUUUCUGUUAUUACUUGUUUCUUAAUACUCUUUAUAUUUUCUCUUCAAAAUUUCAAUUAAUUUUAUUAUUUUUCCAGUUUUAUCUCUUAAUUUAUUUACUUAUUUUUCGACACUUAUUUUCCUUAUUCGUUUAUAAUUAAAACGUAUAUAUUCAUACAAACGAGUACACAAGCUUAAUGUCAAUUUGAAUAUGUAUGUCGGAAAAUAUUUGUUUAUUUAUUUGUAUAAUACAGAUUAUUUUUUGUGCAAACUGAAAACUGUCAGAAGGUAAGACUUGGAAAGAAAUACCCAGCAGUUUUUUGGGCCACAAAAAGAAGCAUUUAACUUCUUAUAUUAGACAAAGGCCCAGGUCAGAUGAUCGCGCUUUGCUCAAGUUCUUUUUAGACAAAGACCCGAGUGAGACGAUCACGCUUUGCUCAAGUUCUUUUUAUCAAUCUUCAAGAUAACUGAAGGGUACAUGAGAAUAUCAAUCUCUUACAUUACUACUUGAAAGAAAAUUUUUUAGAAAAUAUUUCCUUUAAACUGACUUAAACGUCCUUGAAUUUCAUAAAGAUCCAUAAUGUGUUUUUAAUUACUAUUAUAACAUAUUAAAAUAAAAUUAAAAUUUACUACGCUGAACUUAUCCCAUGUACAGCAGGACUAACUAACUAUUAAAAUUGUGCGUGAUAAAUACUACCAAAGUGUUUAAAUGUAAAUAUUUAUCGAAAAAUAAGUUGAAAUGCAAGAAUUUUCUUUUAAAACUGAUUAAAAAGAUUAUAUAAUAUGAAAAUAAUUGAAAAUAUCAAUAAAAUAGUAUACACAUUAAGGUGGCUCUAUAAUGGUAGUUGCUGAUGUACCCAUCUGAAGUGAAAAUUUAGUAUACGGUGAACUAAUUUAGAAGAUAAUAAGGUCUUUUUGAGGUUUUAAAGAUCAGGUUUUUGGGCCAAUGUCCUUCCGUCUAGCUGUAUGUUUAUGAAAGUGUGAUAGAUAAUAAAUUUAAAGACAACUCGAUUUAACAGCUUUGGUCCAAUUGUAAUUGAAUGACUUUAUCAGUAUUUAUGAAACAUGAAAAUCUUUCUUUAGAAUUAUUAGAUAUUUUAAACUUUUGAUCGCUAAAUAUAGAUCGAAUUCUUCAAUCGAUCUUUUAUUUUCAAUAUAUAUAUAAAAAUCUUUUAGUAGUGAUCACAGAAUUCUUGUUUCUCUGAAAUAGUAAAUAAACAAUCGUUUGCUGAAUAUUGUUACUCAAGUAAUCUAUGUAUAGUUUUUUUCUAACGAUCGUUAUGUUCAAGUUUGUUUAAAUCGAUCACUAUUCAUAGUCUAUUCCUAGCUGAAGAAAUUUUCUUCAUAAGAAAGAAAGGAUCAUCGAUCGUGUUUAGUUUAAAUGAGGAAUGAAAAUAACGCUUACCUAUCUAGUUUUCAUAAGCAAAAAAGAAAUGAUCUCUACUUCAAGACUAAUUUAAAUUCAUAAACAUAUCGAUCACUAGCCUGAGAUUGUUAACUUAAGUUUUUUUUUUUCGGUGCAAAUUUUUUAUACAAUAGAAAAGCAAUAGUUAUUUUAUAUUAUUAUUAAAACUUAAAAAAAUACGAUCGAACAUUUCUUUUGUCGUGUGUCGUUGAUCACUAUAUAAGAUCAAACUUUUUUCUAAAUAUAUAAAGAUUUUUUCUGCUUUGGUGCUUUUUUCAAAGAAGGAAAUAAGCAAUCAUUUUCAUAACACAUAUUAUUUGACAAAUGGCAGUCCGACAGUGGACUAAGGUCUGGUAGUUAGUCAGAAUAUUGGAAUAUGGAAUAUGGUCUGGAAUAUAGUAUUGUAUGUAGUUAAUACUAUUGUAUGGUAUACAGUCAGGACUACUGUUUCUUUGAGAGUCUGGGUUAUAGACUAGUUCGUAAUCUAGUCAACAGUUUGGACUAUUGUCUAGAGUAGAUUUGGAUAACAUUCAGGACUGUACCCUGAAUUACAGUGUAGCCCAAAGUCCGAUCUAUUGUCUUGUAUGGCCUAUAUUCUGCACCGUAGUGUGAGCAGUAAUGUAACCUAAAGUCUGGACUGCAGCCUAUAGUAUGGAUUAAAGUAUUGUCUACAGUCUUGACUUCUAUAUAUAGUCCACGCUAUAUUCUUGUUUGGACUAUAGUCUUGUCUAUAGUGUGGUUAGUGCUGUUUAUAGUCUAGGCAAGACUAUAGUCUA